AUGGCAGUGGGAACAAUUAGUCGAUUAUUGGAUUCAGAAAGACUUGGGGUUGCUAGCAGAAAACAACAAAAAUAUACUCAUACCUCUGGAUCAAAGAGCUUUGCUAGAAAGGAAAAGGAAAUGGAGGUUCACAAUGGAAGAAAAGUAGGACGGCUCGAAUUUUUUAAAGCAACUCACACUAAAAAGGAUGGUUCUCACAUGAAUGUGGAAACUGAACAAAUUAUGGUUAAAGCAAAUGAGAAGUUAGCUGAAUGUGAAACAGUGGAUGAGGAUAUGCAGAUUGUUGAAACUGAAAUUCUGACACAAGUUAUUGGAAAAGAACGAUGUGGGCGAGUAAGAGGGCUUGGAUUGGGUCCAACACUCAAAACUUAUUAUGGGGGUACGACUAGCAGAACUUCUACUACCUCAAGCGCCCAAUCAAGUGAGUUUGUUGAGCGGUUUAAUCAAAUGGAACAACAAAUGCAACAAUUGAAAGAGGAGCGAGAGCAAGAACGGGCAAAACGUGAGGAAGAACGUGCACAAGAAUGUGCUCGAUAUAAUGCUCUUCUUGGGUUUUUACAAACUCGAUUUCCUGGAGUUACUAUCCUUGGAGUUGACCCAGCUGGCUCAACUUCUCAGUCACAGAAUCAGCCUUCUGGAGAUGAGUAG
Molecule: messenger RNA, 648 nt
Organism: Dioscorea cayenensis subsp. rotundata (Guinea yam)
Lineage: Eukaryota; Viridiplantae; Streptophyta; Magnoliopsida; Dioscoreales; Dioscoreaceae
Exons: 5
Coding region: 1-648 (215 amino acids)
Source: RefSeq, a predicted model, not a curated record